Molecule: messenger RNA, 945 nt
Organism: Suncus etruscus (white-toothed pygmy shrew)
Lineage: Eukaryota; Metazoa; Chordata; Mammalia; Eulipotyphla; Soricidae
Product: olfactory receptor 5J2
Exons: 1
Coding region: 1-945 (314 amino acids)
Biological process (GO): G protein-coupled receptor signaling pathway; sensory perception of smell
Cellular component (GO): membrane
Molecular function (GO): olfactory receptor activity; odorant binding; G protein-coupled receptor activity
Source: RefSeq, a predicted model, not a curated record
AUGGCUGAAGAGAAUUUUACAGCUGUCACUGAGUUUAUUCUUUUGGGGCUGACAAAUCGUGCUGAACUAAAACUUUUGCUAUUUGUAUUGUUCCUGGCGAUUUAUACUAUUACUUUGGUGGGGAAUCUGGGCAUGGUCUUCAUAAUCCGGAUCACUCCCAAGCUCCACACUCCCAUGUACUUUUUCCUGAGCUGCCUUUCUUUGGUCGAUGCCUGCUACUCAUCUGCCAUUGCACCCAAAAUGCUGAUAAAUCUCAUGGUUGUAAAGGGAACCAUUUCUUUCACUGCUUGCAUCAUACAGCAUUUGUGUUUUGGAAUGUUCGUUACCACAGAAGGGCUCUUGCUGUCAGUGAUGGCCUAUGACCGUUAUGUGGCUAUCGUGAAUCCUUUGCUUUACACAGUAGCCAUGUCUAAAACUAAGUGCGUAGGACUAGUUUUGGGAUCCUGGGUGGGCGGAACAAUUAAUUCAUUAGUUCACACCAUAAGCUUGAGUCGCCUGUCUUUCUGUAGGCUGAAUGUUGUCAGUCACUUUUUCUGUGAUAUUCCCUCACUCCUAAAGCUGUCAUGUUCAGAUACUUCCAUGAAUGAGAUGUUACUCUUAACCUUCUCUGGAGUUAUUGCCAUGGCUACCUUCUUGGUUGUGAUAAUUUCUUACAUGUUUAUUGUCUUUGCUAUCUUGAGAAUUAACUCAGCAUCAGGCAGACAGAAAGCCUUCUCCACCUGUGCCUCUCACCUCACAGCAGUGACAAUAUUCUACGGGACGUUAAGCUUUAGUUACAUUCAACCGAGUUCCCAGUAUUCAGUAGAACAAGAGAAAGUAGUGGCUGUAUUCUAUACAUUAGUGAUCCCCAUGUUAAAUCCAUUGAUUUACAGUAUGAGAAACAAAGAAGUGAAGGAUGCUGUGAAAAGGGCCAUAGAAAUGAAACAUUUUUCCUGUAAAUUUUAA